AUCACCCUGACAUUACCAUGAGGGUGACUCACAGGGCAAGGAGGGAACCUGAGGACUCCUCACAUAUGCAGGAACUUAGAGGCUGACAGAAACCCAGGCACCUCCACCUUAAGAGGCUCUGCGAGGUCAAGGUGACACAACACUUCCUUCAGCUCAGCGGGCAGAUCGCAGAUCGGGCAGAUCAUCAGAUCACAGUCAGCCCAGGAAGUUCACAACAGCUUGUGUCCCAAUUCAUCUUAAACAAGGUCCCCAUUGUCUUUUAUUGUUCAAGAAAGAAGAGUCCCUGCCAUACACAGGGAAAAAAUGCUCCUUUGGGUGUUAGCCCUCCUGAUCCUUUGUGCUUUGCUAUGGAAUUAUAAAGGACAACUAAAGAUUGCAGACAUCACUGAUAAAUACAUUUUCAUCACUGGGUGUGACACUGGCUUUGGAAACUUGGCAGCCAGAACUUUUGAUAAAAAAGGAUUUCAUGUAAUUGCUGCCUGUCUGACUGAAUCAGGAUCAAUGAUGUUAAAGGCAGAAACCUCAGAAAGGCUUCAAACUGUGCUUCUGGACGUAACUGACCCAGAGAAUGUCAAAAGGACUACCCAGUGGGUGAAAAACCAAGUUGGGGAGAAAGGUCUCUGGGGUCUGAUCAACAAUGCAGGUGUUCCUGGCGUGCUGGCACCCACCGACUGGCUGACGGUAGAGGACUACAGGGAACCUAUUGAAGUGAACCUGUUUGGGCUCAUCAAUGUGACGUUAAAUAUGCUUCCCUUGGUCAAAAAAGCUCAAGGGAGGGUUAUCAACGUGUCCAGCGUUGGGGGUCGGCUUGCAUUCAGUGGAGGGGGUUAUGCUCCAUCUAAGUACGCAGUAGAAGGCUUCAAUGACAGCUUAAGGCGAGACAUGAAAGCUUUUGGUGUGCACGUUGCAUGCAUCGAACCAGGAUUGUUCAAGACAGAUUUGUCAGAUCCAGUAAAGAUUACUGAAAAAAAACUCACCAUUUGGAAGCAUCUGUCUCCAGAUGUCAAACAACAAUAUGGAGAAGGUUACAUUGAAAAAAGUCUAGACAAACUGAAAGGCACUACAUCCUUUGUGAACAUGGACCUGUCCCUGGUGGUAGAGUGCAUGGACCAUGCUCUCACAAGUCUCUUCCCUAAAACCCAUUAUACUGUUGGAAAAGACGCCAAAACUUUCUGGAUACCUCUGUCUCAUAUGCCAGCAGUUCUGCAAGACUUUUUAUUGUUGAAACAGAAAGCAGAGCUGGCUAAUCCCAAGGCAGUGUGACACAGUUGACCACAAAUGCCUGCCCCGGGCUGUGAGAUUGGCUGAUUUCAAGGACACAUCUCCUUCUCCAGCUCAUUCUUUACCUAAUCCAAUUUGGAUUAUCAUUUAGAUUAUGCUUCUUUAGGUAAAUAAAGGGAUACUACCAUCACUGGUGAUGUCCCAGGGUCUCUUCUCAAGCUUUUUUGGAAAAGAUGAGCACGGAUGGGACCUGUCCAAUAUUUAGGCUUUGCCUGCUUGGUAUGAUUAUGAGGGAAAUGGAAAGGCUUUCCCAUCCAAAAUGAUCUCCACCACUGACUGCCUUUGCCUUCUUAUCAAAAUAUUAAGAGAUAAGUAGAAUACUUUCAUAAGUGGUGUUUCAUUAGAUGUGUUAUCUCGAUGAGAAUAAGUUUUCUGAAGGACUGGAACUCAUUAGCUCUGUAAGCUUUAAUGCGGGCAGGAAAAGGAAGGGUGAUGAGGCAUUAUGGGACUGGUAUAAGCCCAGGGGCUGCAGAAAAACACUAGGUAAGACUGCAAGUAGGAGGGAAGGAAAAGAGGAAAAGGAGUAAGAGGACUAGGGGGAAAAAAAAAAAAAGAAACAG
Vicugna pacos (alpaca) is the source of this 1841-nucleotide messenger RNA. It is a transcript of the gene DHRS9, whose product is annotated as dehydrogenase/reductase 9. The record is from RefSeq and is a predicted model, not a curated record. Gene Ontology annotation, biological process: steroid metabolic process. Lineage: Eukaryota; Metazoa; Chordata; Mammalia; Artiodactyla; Camelidae. Gene Ontology annotation, molecular function: oxidoreductase activity. Gene Ontology annotation, cellular component: intracellular membrane-bounded organelle.